Messenger RNA from Schistosoma spindalis, 3669 nucleotides. The record is from the annotation of a GenBank genome assembly. NCBI's taxonomy places the organism in Eukaryota, Metazoa, Platyhelminthes, Trematoda, Strigeidida, Schistosomatidae.
AUGAAUAAAUUGACGGUUUCAUCAAGUAAAAACAAUUGGUUCGAUUAUAUUGAAUCAAAAACAACCAACUAUUCUUAUGUGAACAUUAUUCCGGAAGAAUUAAAAAUUUACAAAUUUCAAGAUCAUUUCUAUAAUUUUUUAAAUAAAUUAAAAUCAUCCUUGUAUUCAAGGCAAAACUCUACAAAACUAACGACAAUUUCUGUGACAGAUCCGAAUGAAAGGAUAACUGAUCUAGUUAAUUCAAAUAUUCCAGAAAUCCAAAUGACUAGAGAUGAUGGAUUGCACAGUUUGAAAUUUUUAAAAGAUAAUGAAUUAUUUAAGUAUGAAGAUAUUAUCAAUACAAUCCAAAAUGAUUCAAUCCCUUUAAAUUCAUCCGACAAUGUGAUGAAUAGAAUAUUAUAUUAUUCAGUGGAAUAUGGAUAUACAGAUUUAGUCAAACGGUUAUUAAAUAGUGGAGCAGAUCCAAAUUAUAUCAAUGAAUUGGGAAAUCAACCUAUACACUCAGCAGUUUCAAGAAAACACUUACAAAUGCUUCAAAUGUUAAUUAAUUUUGGCGCCAAAGUGGAUGCAAAAACCCGACUAGGUGCACAAGCUAUACAUCUAGCAUGUGAAGCGGAUUUUCUAGAAGGAUUAGAACUUCUUCUUGAAAUUGAAGUAGAUGCCAAUACACCUGAUGAACAAGGCGCAACACCAAUUCAUUAUUGUUGUUUCAAUGAUAGUGCUGAAUGUUUACAAAUGUUGAUACAAGCUGGUGGGAAUAUAUACCAGACGGAUGCUUUAGGAAAAUAUCCAAUUCAUGAAGCAAUUUCCCAAUCAAGUUUACAAUGCCUUAAAAUUCUUUUGGAUUAUAAUCAAUACGAUAUGCAAGUACAUAAUGAGCCUACGACAAUAAUAACAGAACCUUCUUGGCAGAUUAUUAAUUCUAUGAUUACGAACACAGAGAACCAUAAAUCUAUUUCAGUAUUCAGUCGUAAACAUUCAAUAAUUCCAAAUAAAUUUAAUUCAGGAUCUAAAGAUUUAAAAAUUUCAUUUGAAUUCGAAAUGAGACAAGAAAAACUUAAUCAGAGAAUGAGGAAGCCGUUCAAGAAACAACAGUUGAUCCACUUACUUGAUGGUGAAGGUCUUGCACCGAUUCAUGCGGCAGCUAGUUCAGGAUCGAUUGAAUUGUUGAAUAUAUGCCUUCAAUAUAACCCAGAUGUACUAGCUAAAGAUCAAAAUGGUCAAACAGUACUUCAUUAUGCUGCACUACGAGGUGAUCUAGAAUGUGUAAAGGCAAUUAUUAAAAACAUCUCACUUGAAGAACAAACCAAAUUAAUUCAAUGUUGCAAUGAAAAUGAAGAAACUUGUCUACAUUUAGCAGCUAAACACAAUUUUGUUGACAUGGGGUCAAAAAUUAAUCAACAAGAUAUAAAUGGUUAUACACCAAUAAUGUCAGCUGCUAUUAAAGGUUCAAUUAAUGUAAUUGAUUAUUUAUUAAAUAAAAAAAUUAUAAUUAAACAUCAUGAUAUAAAACAAAGAAAUUUAUUUCAUUUAAUUGUUUUAAGUUGUUCAGAUGAAAUAUGUAAUUCAAUUGAAAUGAUAAAAAAUCUUAAAGAGUUACCUGAACUAUUGAACGAUGUAGACAAUUAUGGAUAUACACCGCUACAUUAUGCAACUAAAUUAGGUCUUAUAGAAACUUGUCUGUUCUUUUUACGAUAUGGUGCAAAUGUAACAGUUGUAGGUGAGAAUAAAUGUACUCCACUUCAUUUGGCAGCUAAAUUUGGCCGUUUACGAAUAUCACAGGCUAUACUGAAUACAAUAGGCGGUAUGAGAACAUUAUCUAUGACUGAUAGUAAAGGUUGUCUACCUUUGCAUAUAGCAGCUUAUUAUGGACAAGAUAAAUUAUUAGAACUUUUUUUAAAAAAUGGUUGCUUAUUUCGAAGAUGCCAUGAAGGAAAUACUGCUUUACAUUACGCAGUAAUGCAAGAGAAUGUAGAAGCAUGUAGAAUUCUAUUAGAGAUUAAUCCUACUUUAUUAAAUCAAACAAACUAUGAUGGAAUGACUGCAUUGCAUAUUGCUGCAAUAAGAAAUAAUAGUCGUACAAUAGAAUAUUUACUAUCUAACAGUGCGGAGAUCAAACCAGAUCAUAAUGGAUUAUACUUUUUAAAUUAUGCAAUUACAAGACUAAAUGAAGCAACUGUUAAAGAAAUAGUUCUACAUGAAAGAUGGCCUGAAAUAGUGGAGUUACUUAGCAACACAAUAUACUGUCCAUUCAAAGAAUUAAUAGAAUAUUUACCUGAAAUUUGUUUGACAUUGUUUGAUUUCUCUAUAUUACAACCACCUUUAAAAAAUCGCAACAGACAACCAACUGAACCACUACAACACUUAAAGAUUAUGAUUCUUCAUAAACGGGAUAAUUUACUUGUUCAUCCUUUAUGUGAGAUGUUUCUUAAAGUAAAAUGGAUGAUGUAUGGUAGAUGGAUUCAUUUAAUGAUAACUGUUUAUUAUAUAAUAUUAAAUUCGGCAGUAACGUUUUCCUGCCUAAGGCAAGUACCAUUAAUUAUGGACUAUAGUAAUAAUAAUAAUAAUCAAGUGGAUCACUGUGUUCAGAAUUUAUACAGCCAAACAAACGAAUCAAGUUUUAACAGAAGAAUAGUGAUUUUCAUUUUGUUUGUUAGUUUAUCAAAUAUGUUUAUACAAUGCUUACAAAUUAUUUCACAAAGAGUGAAAUAUUUUAAAAAUUGGAAUAAUCACUUUGUUUUAAUAUUUCAAUCAUUACUUAUUAUAAAUUCAGUAAUAAGUUUAAUUGGAAAUCAUCAACCAUAUUCUGGUGUUCUAGCAAUAAUCGUCAUGUUUAUAGCUUGGAUUAAUCUACUAUUACAAAUGAUUCGAUCACAAGAUUUUGGAAUAUUUAUCAUCAUGUUUAUACAUGUGACAGUCACAGUUGCUAAAUUGUUACCUUUGUCUUUAUAUCUUCUUAUUGGAUUUGCAACAGUAUUUCAACAAUUAAUUCAGUUACCAGAUGAAGAGGUGUUCAAUUCUUUAUCUGACAAUAAUAAAAUACAAUUUCAUAACUGUUUCAUUGAGUAUACAAGUUCACUAAAUCAUUCAAUAAAUAAUAUAACAAAAAUAAAUAGAAAACAAUUCAAUAUGCUUAGUAAUAUUGGACUAAGAUUUUUUGAUACAUUAAUGAUGAUGAUGGGUGAAUAUAAGCAUACAACAAUUAUUAUUCAAUCAUAUUUAGAGGAUCAAGUAUCUGCAAUACCUUAUCCAAAAUUGACUUUCAUCUUUUAUAUAGCAUUUAUUAUUUUAAUACCAAUAACACUGAUCAGCUUGACAAUUGGUUUAGCAGUUGGUGAUAUUGACAAGGCUAGAAGAAGUGCAACACAAGAACUAAUCUAUCGACAAGUUUACUGGUUAGAUAGUUUAGAAGCGAAUUUCCCACGUUGGUUAUAUGCUAAAGUUUGUGUUCAAAAAUGGUUAUUGAAACCAGCUAGACCAAAUUUACCAAGAUACGAACGUUCUAGACAAGAACUAAACAAAACUGUCCAACUUUUAAAUCAACGACUGAAUAUAAUCUACAAAAAAUUGGAAUGGUUCAAUUAUCAAUUGCAUCAAAUCAUGCAAAAGCUAUCAAUACAAACAAUGGAAACACUAUUGGAUACUGGAAGUUACGAUGAUGUCGGUUAA